Messenger RNA from Pantherophis guttatus, 1545 nucleotides. It is a transcript of the gene ATF1, whose product is annotated as activating transcription factor 1. Lineage: Eukaryota; Metazoa; Chordata; Lepidosauria; Squamata; Colubridae. Gene Ontology annotation, molecular function: RNA polymerase II cis-regulatory region sequence-specific DNA binding; DNA-binding transcription factor activity, RNA polymerase II-specific; protein binding. Gene Ontology annotation, biological process: regulation of transcription by RNA polymerase II. The record is from RefSeq and is a predicted model, not a curated record. Gene Ontology annotation, cellular component: ATF4-CREB1 transcription factor complex; nucleus.
UACGAUCCUAUGUUUGCAGACUUAGUGGGACUUCGCUCGCGAUAAGAAGGCACGGAAAGGUACGAAAGCACAGACACCAAAGGCCUUAAAAAUAACCAUUGCUUUGCCACUCUAGCGUCCCCAGACUUGCAACUCUCUGAUUCCCGGCUGUGGUUAGUCUAGACCAAGGGAAAAAGAGAAACUCUAUUGUUAUCAGGCGGUAGCCGACUCUAGCGCUGGCCUCCGGCGCACUCUAUAGUCACAACCCGCCCACCAAGAGCAACCGCAGGGUAGCGUCCCCCUGGCGGGGACUAGUUUGGUAAUGCUGACAAGUAGCGGUGGGUCCGGUUUCCUGAGGCGUUAGGGCGAUUCCCUCUGGGCAACGCGAAGUCGAGGCGAAGCCCGGAAAGCCUCUGAGAUUGAUUAUGGACGAGGUGCCCAAAAGCAAUAAUAACAAUUCAUCAACAUCUCCACAAGUAGCAUCUUUACAAGGCACCGCUCUACAGGAAGCUCAACUUUCUCAUGUUUCUCAACAGAUGUCUCUUAGAGGUCCAACUCCACUAACAGUGGUACAUCUUUCUGGAGAUCAUGUCCAGGGAGUCAUUCAUACAGCUCAGACUUCCUCUGUGAUUCACUCACCACAAGGACAAUCAGUACAGGUGUCAUUAUCAGAGAAUGAGGAUUCACAAGAUUCUUCGGAUAGCAUGGACUCUUCCCAAAAAGCAAGAGGUCUCUUAGCACGCCGUCCAUCUUACAGAAAAAUCUUGAACGAUCUUUCUUCUGAAGACACAAGGGAUAGGAAAGAUGAGUCGAAUGCUAUUGUCACUUCAGUGCCUGUCACUACACCUGUUUAUCAGACCAGCACUGGUCAAUAUAUUGCCAUUGCCCCAAAUGGACCGUUACAGCUGAGCAGUCCAGGUGCUGAGAGUGUGCAGGGCUUACAGACCUUCACAAAUGCUACUGGGACUCCGCUAUUGCAGUAUGUGCAGACAUCUGAUGGCCAGCAGAUACUGGUACCAAGUAAUCAGGUAGUGGUGCAAACUGCAUCUGGAGAUAUGCAGGCCUACCAAUUACGCAGGACACCCACCACCACUUCCCUUCCACAAACAGUUGUGAUGACAACGCCUGUGUCCUUGACAUCUCAGUCAACCAAAACAGAUGAUCCCCAACUGAAACGAGAAAUAAGGCUGAUGAAAAAUAGAGAAGCUGCUCGAGAAUGCCGUAGAAAGAAAAAAGAAUAUGUUAAAUGCCUUGAAAAUCGAGUUGCAGUCCUUGAAAACCAGAACAAAACUUUAAUUGAAGAACUAAAAACUUUAAAAGAUCUUUAUUGCCAUAAAAGCGUGUAAGAAAAGAAGGUAGAAGCUUUUUCACGAAUAUCAGGGGGAUUUGAUUUUUAAAAAAUUAAAAUGAAAGGUCAAAAAUCUCUUCAAAUUCUACAACUUAAAGACUCUUAAAAUAUUAUUUGAAAUUGUUGCAUGGCAGAGUACCAAAAGAAAGCAUGAAAUGGUGUGAAGAAGCAUUCCUCUGGCACAACUGGAAUCUUGAUUAAAUCAGGCUAUAUGGAUA